Molecule: messenger RNA, 5677 nt
Organism: Gopherus flavomarginatus (Mexican gopher tortoise)
Lineage: Eukaryota; Metazoa; Chordata; Testudines; Testudinidae
Gene: HAS3
Product: hyaluronan synthase 3
Exons: 4
Coding region: 2378-4024 (548 amino acids)
Biological process (GO): extracellular matrix assembly; hyaluronan biosynthetic process
Molecular function (GO): hyaluronan synthase activity
Source: RefSeq, a predicted model, not a curated record
UGUUCCUUCCCCCUUGUUAUUAAUGUUAAUUCUGUUAAGUAUCUGGUCACAAUUUACCUUUUUAGGGAAGACUGAAGCAAAAUAGGCAGCAAACACCUCAGGCAUCUUGAGCUCGUCCAUCAGUAGCUCUCCUUGCCUUUUAUGCCUCUUGCUGGGGUAACUCAUGUUCUCCCUACAUGCUUGUGCUGUUGGGUUUUUUUUGUGCUCCUCCUUAGCAAUUUGUCCAUGUUUCCACUUCCUGUAGAUCUCUUUUUGGUUUUCAGGUCAUUCAAGAGCCCCUGAUGCAGCCAGACUGGCCUCCGACUAGUCUUCCUGCCUUUCCUUUGCAGCGGGAUAGUUGGUUGUUGCACCUGUAAUACUGUCUCUGAGAAACUGCCAGCUCUCUGGAAUUCCUUUUCAUUUUGAUUUUCUUCCCAUGGGACCUCACCUACCAGUUCUCUGAGUUGGUUAAAGUGUGCGUUUUUGUAAUCCACUGUCCUUAUUCUGCUCUCAAACCUUCCUUAGACUCGUGACAUCUGUCAUUUCAUGGUCAUUUUCACCCAAAUUGCCUUCAACCUUCAGACUCACUACCACUGCCUCCCUGUUGGUCAGGAUCAAGUCUAAAAUGACGGUCCCCCUGGUUACAUCCUGCCCCUUCUGAAACCAGUUGUUAGCCCCAGGACAUUCCAAGAACUUAUUGGGCAGUUUGUGUUUUGCUGUAUUACAUUUCCAGCAGAUGUCUGGGCAGGGCAAGUGCCCCAACUACUAGUUCUUGUGUUUGGGAUAUUUCUGUUUGUGCUAGAAAUGCCUCACCCACCUCCUCUUACUAAUUGGGUCCCUACUGACGUCACCCCUAUUUCUUCACCCAGAGCCUGUCACCUGCUCUGCCUCUCACCCAGCCCUCAAAACAGGGUAUAUGUUCUUGGCAUGUAAUGCAGCCCCCCCCCCUUUCCCAUGUUUGUCCUUCUGAACAGGCUGCCCCCCUCCACACCAAUGUUCCAGGCAGGAGACUUCUCCUCCUUCCCAGUGAUGGCACUGAAGUCAAAACCCCAGGGAGCAGUUUGCUCCAGGUGCUGCGCUGGCAGCCAGAGCAGGGACUUUCCAGUGUGGAUUUUGACUAAUCCUUGGGGGACUUCAGCCAGAGGAAACCACCUGCUGUGCCAGUCCUGCUACAGACUCAUGUAAAAUGGGACAAUCAGCUGGGUCAGUUAAACUGCCACCCCGGGGAUUCCAGUCCGCUGCUUGGUACAAAGUGAGACCCGUCUCCGUCCACCUGCACCUCCAGCUCUCGCAUGCAGGAGGCUCCAACUGCCUGGUCAGAGGAAAGGGAUCCAUUCCCCCUGCACCGUACGGGGGGCAGGGGCAGUGCGUGGAGCCUCAGUCUGCCCAAGGUUCUGGUCAAACCCAAUGAAAUUCCAGCAGGGAGCAGGCGAGAGGCUCCUACCCCUCCCUAGGGAAGACCCCCAGCACCCUCGGGGGAGCACACAGGCCUUUGCAGGGUUCUUUUCUGUCAUAGAAGUAGGUGGCUUUUGUAGUGAUUUUAUUCUCCCAGCUGGCCAGGUCCCCUAAAGCCCUGCUCUGGUUUAGCAGCAGAGGUCAGAAAGUGUCAUCUCCCAGCAUAAUCUGUCCUUAAAACCCUUGCUGGCUGGUCGUGUAGCCAGGGCCUACACGUGUUAGCUUCCAGCCAUGGCUACAUCUGCUCCAGUCACAGCUCUGACACGCCCUGUUGCACCAACUCCUGCCUAAUGUGUUUGUCCUUGAAUUCUGCUACUGCUCAUGCACUGGACUUUGACAGGUGCAAAUCGUUGAUUUCACAGGCACCCCCAUGGACACCUCCCCCUCUGGAGGGGCCCCAAGGAGUGCUGGGGUGGUAAAGCACUGGCACCAAAGGGGGCUCGUUCCCCUCUCCUACCCCAAAAGGCUGAACUGGUUCUGCUGCCAGUUCUCGACAGACUGGGCCGGCCGAGCCCAGCUCUGGAGAAUUUCAGCCCCAAGGGUCAGAGUUUGAGAGGCUCAUGGAAGGCGACGCUAAUCCAAGAGCUGGAAGCUGUGCAGGGCCCGGGGCUCGCUUAUCUCUGUAACUUCCCCUCACACACCUGGCUCUGGGGCGGUUCACUUUGUGCCUCCAGCAGCCGAGGCUGCGUGCCAAGAACCUGGCUCCCUGCACUUCACUCGCGUGGGAGGUGAAAGCCACUUUCUAGUCUGGGUGCUGUGCUCAGGGGAUGAACAGCCCAGGCACCCCGGCUGCCUCCGCCACCCUGCUCGGGCCCAGGAGCCAGGAGGACUUGGCCCAAGCCAGCAACGCUCUGUAACCUUCGGGGCUGCUCCGGAGCAGAGCCUGCAUGUGGCUACGAGAAACAGAACUGCAGGCAGCUCCAGGUCUCACUCCGGCGUGGAGAUGCCAGUGAGCUUUACCACGGCCCUUCGUGUUUUUGGUACCAGCCUCUUCGCCUUGGUGGUGCUGGGAGGCAUCCUUGCAGCCUACAUCACUGGCUACCAGUUCAUCCACACCGAGAAGCACUACCUCUCCUUCGGCCUGUAUGGUGCCAUCCUGGGCCUGCACCUCUUCAUCCAGAGCCUCUUUGCCUUCCUGGAGCACCGUCACAUGCGGCUUGAGGGGCGGCCCCUGAAGUUGCAGCGCUCCGUGGCGCUCUGCAUCGCUGCCUACCAGGAGGAUCCCGACUACCUGAAGAAAUGCCUGCACUCGGUGAAGCGUAUCUCCUUCCCCGACCUCCAGGUGGUGAUGGUGGUGGAUGGCAAUGGCCAGGAUGACACCUACAUGCUGGAGAUCUUCAAUGAGAUCCUGGGCUCCGAGAAAACAGGCUGCUACGUCUGGAAGAGCAACUUCCAUGAGAGGGGCGAGGGGGAGACGGACAGCAGCCUCCAGGAGAGCAUGGGGCACAUCCAGCAGCUGGUGCGGAACAGCACCUACUCCUGCAUCUUGCAGAAGUGGGGGGGGAAGCGCGAGGUGAUGUACACAGCCUUCCAAGCACUCGGGGACUCCGUGGACUACAUCCAGGUGUGUGACUCAGACACGGUCCUGGAUCCAGCCUGCACGGUGGAGAUGCUGCGCAUUUUAGAGGAGGAUCCACGAGUGGGCGCAGUUGGUGGAGACGUUCAGAUCCUCAAUAAAUACGACUCGUGGAUCUCCUUCCUGAGCAGCGUGCGGUACUGGAUGGCCUUCAACGUGGAGCGGGCCUGCCAGUCCUACUUUGGCUGCGUCCAGUGCAUCAGUGGCCCCCUGGGCAUGUACCGUAACACCCUCCUGCAGCAGUUCCUGGAGGACUGGUACAAUCAGAAGUUUCUUGGCAGCAAGUGCAGCUUUGGGGAUGACAGACACCUCACCAACCGUGUCCUGAGCCUGGGGUAUAGGACUAAGUACACUGCCCGUUCCAAGUGCCUGACUGAGACUCCCACCAAAUACCUCCGCUGGCUCAACCAGCAGACUCGCUGGAGCAAGUCCUACUUCAGGGAGUGGCUCUACAACGCCUUGUGGUUCCACAAGCACCACCUCUGGAUGACCUACGAGUCCGUGGUGACUGGCUUCUUCCCCUUCUUCCUCAUUGCCACGGUCAUCCAGCUCUUCUACCGUGGCCGCAUCUGGAAUAUCCUUCUCUUCCUCCUGACUGUGCAGCUGGUGGGGAUCAUCAAGGCCACCUACGCCUGCUUCCUCCGGGGCAAUGCGGAGAUGAUCUUUAUGUCCCUCUACUCCCUGCUCUAUAUGUCCAGCCUCCUGCCAGCCAAAAUGUUCGCCAUCGCCACCAUCAACAAGUCAGGUUGGGGCACCUCUGGCCGCAAAACCAUUGUGGUCAACUUCAUUGGCCUCAUCCCGGUUUCUGUGUGGGUCGCUGUCCUGCUUGGAGGCCUGGCCUACACGGCAUACUGCCAGGACCUCUUCAGUGAGACGGACCUGGCCUUCCUCAUCUCUGGCGCUAUAUUGUACGGCUGCUACUGGAUGGGCCUCCUCAUGCUCUACAUGGCCAUCAUUGCCCGGCGCUGUGGGAAGCGGCAGGAGCAGAGCAGCCUGGCUUUUGCCGAGGUGUGACAGGCGGAGGGGCUCUGGAUGGAGUGGGGAAAGUGCAAUGGGAAAGGAUUAGUGCUGCUGCCAUGCACUAUUCGGGGGCAGCUGCGGGUCGGGGUGGGGAGGAGACAGGAUUUUAUUUGUGGGGUUUUAAAUUGCUGUCCAAGGAGCGAGUUCCUGGGCUACUGAGUCUGAAUGCUGCCCGAGGACAGGCUGCUUGUUGCCCAGCAGAGAACGCUCCAGGUAGCCUGGGCCACGCACAUCUGCCCGCAGGUGCGAUGACGAUGGCUCCUGUGAAGAUUCCUGUCUGCCACUGCCAGGGCCCAAAAUCCUGCUGUGGGAGCUGCACUGAGCUCCACUGGUGUGGGAGAGGCCCUGGGCCGGAGGCAGGACAGUAGGCAUUGCCUGCAGACUCCAACCUGAGCAAUAAUGCUCCACGGGACGCCUGAGUCCCAGGAGCCAGUGAGGGUGCUCUGCGCCCCCUGCCCUCCAGUAGGGAUGGGAGCGCUCGUGGAAAUGAAUUCAUACGUCAAAAGAAUCCAAGUUUGCAAACUCUUUGUCCUGCCCUGUAGGUGACACAGUAAGUUGGCUGCAAUGUGUGCCCCUGGAGCCUGGGGACUUGAUUCCUGCCUGGGGCCCGCAAAAGAGACUGAGAGGGGCACUGCUUAGCCAGAGCCAGGGCCUGCUCCGAGCUGGGUUUGGCCAGGCCUUGUGCCUCUUUGGUGCUGGUCCAUAAACUCUGGCAGUGGGGACUGGCCUACAGGAGUCAGGGUUCACGAGGUCCGAGGCAGAUAUAGUGAACGCUCCCCUCCUCCCGGGAAGGAAUGCCCCAAGGUCUCUGCAGGCAGAGCUGUGCUUGGCAGGCCGUGAGCUCCCUCCCUCUUGUGCUUUAGUGUCCAGACACUGGAUUCCCUGUCAGUCUUGCAUUCUCCCCAGCAGGAAAAUGGUCCAUAAAUAUUCAAUUUAUUUAAAUGGGCAGAAAUCUCCCCCCCUCCGCACACAGGACUGGCUGCCUGUGGAUUUAAUGCUGUGAACUAGGGAGGGUUCUCUGUGGCUUUGUGCUGGGCAGGGUGGGCUCCUAAUGCUAUGGUGCUUUGCUAAGGACACUGCAGUCCUUUCCCUGGUGCAGUGAAGGGAUGUCUCCAACUUGACAACAUGAGAGUUUCCAAGGCAGGGGGAAGGAUCCUCCCCUGUGAGGGCCCAGAUGGCAGCAGUUGGGCUGCCUGAACUGGACCAUUCUUCGCUGUUCUGAAGUGGCUUCCUCAGUCAGGUAUCACAGCCUUUUCCUUGAGCCACUGGAAAACUUGAACGCUCCUGGCCUACCGCAGGGAUCUGCUGCAUGUCUGUGUGGCCAAGCUGCCUCCAGGGCUCCCCCAUGGCUCCUUCUGAUCCAAAUCCCUGGGCAUGAGGGCAGCGUACGCCCACGGUGCUGAUGGUGGUAUGAGCUGCUGCUCCUCUGUCCCCUCUGCCCGCUUUGCCACUGAUCUCCAGGCAGCUUUUCGGUCUCAUUCCACACAGUGGGGCUGCGCCCUGGGGUCACUGCAAGAGGGCAGUGGUGCACGCUCUGCCCAGCCCAUGGCCUGGCUUGUCUGUUCCUCAAAGGCUGAGGCAGUACGGCUCCAGCUUUAGUCUUUCCUGUGCUCAAAGGAACAUCCCCACAACUGCCAGACCAGCAGC